This is a messenger RNA of Lycium ferocissimum, 501 nucleotides long. RefSeq lists its product as uncharacterized. The transcript has 2 exons. The record is from RefSeq and is a predicted model, not a curated record. The coding region runs from base 1 to 501 and encodes 166 amino acids. Lineage: Eukaryota; Viridiplantae; Streptophyta; Magnoliopsida; Solanales; Solanaceae.
AUGGCUGACACCUCCAAGUUGCAUCCUGCGACUACCGUCACCAAUAUCAAAUCAUGCAUUCCUAUUAUGCUUGACUACGAAGGAAGCCAAUACAAUAACUGGGCUACCCUCUUCAAGCUCCAUUGUCGUGCAAACUUGGUGAUCGACCACAUCCUACCUCCUGCCUCCCCCACCGUGCCACCACCGGCAACUGCAGCCGAAAAACUUGCUGCUAAGGCCCUAUGGGAACGGCUAGAUGACAUUGUUCGGCAAUGGAUAUAUGACAAUAAAUCGGCUAGGGCUCUCGCUCUUGAUGCAAAGUUCACCAACACCAAAUUGGUGGAUUUUCCGAAUGUGAAAAGAUAUUGCACUGUGUCGAAAGUUCUUGCAGACAACCUUGCCAACGUCGGUCACAAAGUUUCCGACGAACGACUUGUGCUUCGCCUUCUGCGAGGGUUGUCGGAGGAAUAUAAAACUUUUCGCACGACGGUGCAAAGACCGCACUUCUCUCCCGUCUUUUGA